Crotalus tigris (Tiger rattlesnake) is the source of this 6150-nucleotide messenger RNA. RefSeq names its product laminin subunit gamma 3 (gene LAMC3). The record is from RefSeq and is a predicted model, not a curated record. NCBI's taxonomy places the organism in Eukaryota, Metazoa, Chordata, Lepidosauria, Squamata, Viperidae. The transcript is spliced from 28 exons. Bases 101 to 4810 code for a protein of 1569 amino acids.
AAUUGUUUUUCCCCAUCCUCUGUGAAGGAGGAGGAGGAGAGAGCUUCAGAGGCUGGGACUGUGCAAACAAGACAUCACAAAGAUUCUUCCCAGACCCAUCAUGACACAGCGGCUGCUUUGUUCUCUGGCUUUUGUCGUCUUCUUUCGCCCGACCACAGGAGCCAUGGACGCCUGCUACAACGCCCAAGGCCGUGCCCAGCGUUGCAUGCCCAUUUUUGAGAAUGCAGCGUUUGGGCGGCAGGCGCCAGCCUCCAACACGUGUGGCUGGCCCCCCGAAACCUACUGCUUGCAGAUGGGCACGCGUGAAUCCAGCACUCUGUGCCACCGCUGUGACGCGGCGGAUCCUUUGCUCCACCACAAUGCCUCCUACCUGACCGACUUCCACAGCCAGGAAGAGCCCACUUGGUGGCAAAGUCAGUCCAUGGCAUUUGGGGUUCAGCACCCCACCUCUGUCAACAUCACUCUGCACUUGGGGAAGUCUUAUGAAAUCACCUACGUGAGGUUGAAAUUCCACACCAGCCGUCCAGAGAGCUUUGCCAUUUACAAAAGGAGUCAGGCUGAUGGACCCUGGAUCCCAUAUCAGUUCUACAGUGCCUCUUGCAAGAAGACCUAUGGAAAGCCAGAACGGCAGUUUUUGAGAUCUGGAGAACAUGAGCAAGUGGCCUUGUGCACGGAUGAAUUCAGUGACAUCUCCCCUCUGAGUGGUGGGAACGUGGCUUUCUCCACAUUAGAAGGCCGGCCCAGUGCCUACAGUUUUGACCAAAGUCCUCUCCUCCAGGAAUGGGUGACCUGUACUGAUUUGUUGAUUUCUUUGGAUCGCCUUAACACCUUCGGGGAUGACAUCUUCAAAGACCCUAAAGUGCUUCAAUCUUACUACUACGCCAUUUCAGACUUCUCGGUCGGGGGGAGAUGCAAGUGUAAUGGGCAUGCCAGCGAAUGCAUCCCUAAUGAAGAGGACCGGCUGGUUUGUCUCUGUCAACACAAUACCACCGGGGUGGACUGCGAGAUGUGCCAGCCGUUCUAUCAAGACCGCCCCUGGGCAAGGGGAACAGCGGAGUCACCCAACGAAUGCCUUCCAUGCAACUGUAGCGGUAGAUCAGAGGAAUGCUAUUAUGACUGGGAACUGUACCGGCGCACCGGGCAUGGUGGUCAUUGCGUGAACUGCCGGGACAACACGGGUGGACCUCACUGUGAAUACUGUCGGCCCAAUUUUUAUCGUUGGGAUGAUCAGAUGGCAUGCCAACCCUGCAACUGCAACCAAGCAGGUUCUUUGAAUCCUCAGUGCGAUGCUGCAGGGAAGUGUGAGUGCAAAGCGACAGUGACAGGCUGGAAGUGCGAGCGAUGCCAAGAAGGAUUUCAUUCCCUGAGUGAAGGAGGGUGCAGACUUUGUGCUUGUAACUUUGCUGGAAGUUUGGGGAUGUGUGACCCCAAUUCAGGGCACUGUAAGUGCAAGACUAAAGUGGAAGGCUAUCUGUGCAACAAAUGUCAGCCUGGCAGUUUUAACCUACAACCUCACAACCCAGAGGGAUGUACAAGUUGUUUCUGCUAUGGACAUUCAACCGUCUGCACAACAGCUCCAGGAUACGAACCCCGUGACAUUGUCUCUGACUUCAGACAAGGACUUGAUAGCUGGAAAGCAGAACACUCAGAUGGGCAAGAUGUUUUUCUACGCUGGGAUGGAGACGUUAUCUUCGUAGACCAAAAUGAACAGGAGGUUACUGGAUUUAAGGCACCAGAGAAAUUUCUAGGCGAUCAGCGUUUUAGCUAUGGCCGACUGCUCUCAGUGGUCCUUCACUUCGAAGACAACACAACGGAUGCUUCUUCUCCUUCUGUCCAGUUAAUUUUGGAAGGGAAUGGCGUCUCUUUGUCAGCAAGACACAAGAACCUGGAAGAAAGAAGGAAUGACAUCCCGUGCGAAGAACGGAUUGUGUCCUUCAGGUUGCAUGAGGCGGAAGAGGCCAUGAGUUUGGGUCUGUCGCCUUUCCAGUUUCAACGUAUGCUUUCCAAUCUGACGAUGCUUCGGAUCCAAGUUAAAAGUAAACCCAGAUCAGGCAGAAUUGCGCUAAAGGAGGUUCGACUCGCCUCUGCUCAUCAGGGUUUCUCCAAGUGGGCUCCGUGGGUUGAAGAAUGCCUCUGUCCCCAGGGGUACCAAGGCCGAUUUUGCGAGUUUUGUGCUCCAGGUUACCAACGGGAGAUUGCUUGGGGUGGGCCCUUCGCAAGUUGCGUGCCUUGUAGCUGCAACCAACACGGGAGCUGUGAUGCUAAUUCAGGUAUCUGCCAAUGUCUGCACAACACCGAAGGGCCAGGUUGUGAGCGAUGCGCUGUGGGCUUCUACGGCAACCCUUUUCUUGGGCAACCGGAUGACUGCCAAGCCUGCCCGUGUCCGGGGCAAGGGCCUUGCACAACCAUGGUAGACAACGGAGAAGUGGUCUGCACACACUGUCCCCUGGGACAGAGAGGGCGCCUCUGUGAAUUAUGCGAUGAUGGUUUCUUUGGGGAUCCCCUGGGACGAAAUGGAUCGGAGCGCCCUUGCAGCAGCUGCGAUUGCAGUGGCAACAUGGACCCCAAUGCAGUGGGCAACUGUGACACUCUCACUGGCCGUUGUCUACGUUGCUUGUACAACACUUCAGGGGAGCAUUGCGAGAGGUGCCAAGAGGGCUUCUACGGAAACCCUCUGGAUGCCAGCCCAGCCACCAAGUGUGCCCCCUGCAACUGUCACCCUGAUGGCUCUGCCCAUGGACCAGAAGCUUGUGACCCAGUUUCGGGUCAGUGUCACUGCCUCCCCAAUGUAGCCGGACGAGAGUGCACCCAGUGCCUGGAAGGCUAUUUUGACCUACAGCCAGGGGUGGGGUGCAGAAGCUGUCAGUGCCACCUGAUGGGAGCCCAGAGCAACAUCUGUCAUCCCAUCACAGGGCAAUGUGUCUGCCAUCCCGGCGUGGCGGGGCUAUCAUGCAAUCGGUGCCAGGCUGGAUUCUUUGGAUUCUCUUCCCAAGGCUGCCAAGCCUGCAACUGUUCCCAGAUUGGCUCGGUCUCCCUCCAGUGCCACGACAACAGCACUUGUGUGUGUAAAAAGGGCUUUGUGGGUAGCAAGUGCGACCACUGUGAUGUGAACUACUUCUUUGACCUGGAAAGUAAACAGUGCCAAGAAUGUCCUCUCUGCUACAGCCUUGUGAAAGAGGAGACAGACAGACUGAAGGACAAGCUGACUGAAAUGGAAGCCUGGUUCCAGAAGCCCAGCUGUGACCAAUCAAAAGCCAAAUAUUAUCAUGCGGUGCUUGACGAGAGCCCACGUGGAGACAACCUUGAGCAUCCCUACCUGUGGGAAGGUGCUCAAGCCGUUUUCUUGGAGAAGAUGACGGAUCUGAAGGACUUGGUGGAAGACGCCCUCCAUCGGCUGAGCAACACCAGCAGAACCAUCGCUUGUGAUGGUCAUCGGGCUACCAAAAUGUGUGGGCUCCUUUCUGAUGUAUCUUCCACCCUGUGGUCCACCCAUGAGGAGAUCCAGAUGGCCACUGAAAUCCUUGAGAGCAUGGAACUUUCUUCUGAGAUUCUUUAUCUGUCUACAAACUGGAGCCACCACGCGAUCAGAUCUGGCAAAUUGGCCCGCAGCCAUGUCGAAAUGGCAUCCUUGGUGGAAGACCUGGCCCAACGAGCCAUCAUGGCAUCCAAUUCGAGUUACCGGCUUCUGAAAAACGUUGCGAACGCUAGCAGGUUGCAGGACUUCAGGCGAGAGAUGGAAGAGAGUGGUGAGAAAAUUGAAAGGACCCAGAAAGACCUUGUUUUGCAAAUGCAAGAUGCUGAGAUCCUGGUUUCGGGGCAUCAGAGCAACGCAACCCUGGUGCAGACGGAUACUUUGCCAUUGCUUCUGAUCUUGCAGCGUCCUCUGGUGGAGAAAGCUGGAAAUCUGGUUCAAAAAGCAGAGGGAAUUCAACAACUGGUGGAAACGAAACAUGGGUUGGCAAUCAACAAAUCCUUAGCUAUACAAACUGGGUUAAAGGAAGAGCUACAAAGGACUCGGCCCUUGGAAGAGCUAUGGCAGAGAACAAACAAUGCACGAACAGCGGCCGAGUCCUCCCUGGACAACGGAGAGGCAGUGAUUUCCGAAGCGAAGGCUUUGGUGACCACACUGGACGGAAUAAAGACCCUGGUUGUGGAUCCUAAAGGCCGGGCCGCGGUCAAGAGGAAGAGGGUUGCAGUGCAGGGCAGGGGGAUUGCAGAGACCCACAGGAAGAUCAAACAGGCCCAGAGAGUUCUGGGUAAUUCUGGACCCGUUUCUGCCAAGGCCUCUGAAGUUGCCAGGGAUGGGGAAUCAGUCUCCAAGAAGAACGCUAAGGCAGCCGAAGACGUGCUGAGACAGGCCAAGCAAGAGAGGAAACAGGCUGGGAAAAUUUCUGCCAAAGUUGCUCUUACUACGGCAGAGAUCUCCAGACAGGAAGACAAGGCCAAAGAACUUGGGGUCCACCUUGGAACACCUGAGGAGGUCGUAGUGGAGAUGACCGGGCUCGGCCAGGAUCUCCGACAGGCCCAACGCUCCUUGGAAGUGGACAUUAAAGCCCUCAAGCAUCUGCUCUCCAAGCUAGGAAACCUGGAUCACUCUGUGGCUGUGCUCCAUGCCAGCCAGGUCCAGCUGGCAAACUUGAGGCUGCGCCUGGCAGGACCCGGUACCCUGAAUCAGACGCUGGGCAUCUUGGAGCAGGAGGCGGAGCAGCAGCGGGCAUCACUGGAAGCCUUCGAACGAGACCUGGAGGAGAUCCAGAGCGACAAGCAGAACCUAGAAGCCAUUCUUCAGAGCCUGCCCAGUGGCUGUUAGAGCUGAAAGGAGGCUGGUGAUGCCUGAAAAAUUGUGUAGAUUGAAGACUGGCUCCGAGGGGAUCAAUACAGACCCUUUUUUUUUUUUUUUAAUGUUCACAGAAUGCAACUGGCAAAGGAGGCAGACUGAGCCAUCUUUGUCAGGGGCAGAGAAUAGCUUGGGGCACCCUCUGUCGUUCUGGGCUGCCGAAUCCACCGUGAGAAUCAAACCCUGAAAUGGAGAUCUCCCAAAUUUGCUGCCAUCAUGAGGACCAGAAACCUGAAACAGCCAUUUACUGAGCAUUCCAGCUUUUCAAUCCAAGGGGUUUUGGACUCUGGUGGUAAAAAAAAAAAAAAAAAGAUUCUGAGAUAUUGGCAGAGAUUUGAACCCUAAUGCAGAAAAAUGAAAAUCGGGAGUAAAUCGGGUGCAGAGAUAUAGCAUUUGCUUGUGAUGGAUUCCAGUUCUUCUGGCUCAGAAGUCUGAGAAAUAUUUAAAGAGAAAUUCUCAUUUUCUUGUUUAAGGCAAGCUUAAAAAACAAACACACCAACAACAAACGCAAGCAAUGUCUCUUAGACCAGAGCCGCAGUGAUGAAAUUGACCAGACUCAAAACUCUGAAAUUGACCGUAUGAAAUUGACUAGACCCACAUUGAUGAAACUGACAAGAACACAGCUUGUGAAAUAUCAGAUCCAGACUCUGAUAAUUACCCAUCCCGUGUCCUGAAAAUACGCCAUGGGCAACGAAGACCCAAACCUGCCAUGCUUUAUGAUGCAAACUGCAGCGCUUCUCUCCCGGUUGAACAUUGGCCCGGCAAAUCUUUCUCGCAUUCAGCAAUCUGGAAUUCAUUAGCUUGCUGGCACGGAAAGUUCGGCUUAAGAGAGAAACUCUGCAGUUAACGUUCAUCCAUAUAAUCGGGAAAGCUUUAUCUGAGUUUCUAAGAAUACAGGAUUUGUACUGUACGGAUAUGUCUUUUAAUCUAUCUCUUUUCUUAACCCCAGCUCCUCAAUUCUGCUUUAAAAUUGCAAUGAGAUCUUAUAGCUGCGGGUGUGACUGUUUACAAACACCUUAUUUAUUUUUUCCCAGCCUGGGCGGGACUCUGGAAUUUUAUUUGUAAGGAUCAGCAAAUGGAAGGCUAACUCCAUAUUAUGCCCAUCUACCCCCUAGAGGGAUUAUUAUCCUCUUUACAUCCUAAUUCCCCGCAUGCAUAAAUCGAUCGAUUUACAUUUUAAAUAUUUAAAUGACGCCUUUGAUGCUGCUCCCGAAAGAACUAGACAAAAAUUGCUCAGGAAGAAUACCAAGUGGUUCAAAUUAACAGCCACACGGUUUCCUUAAGAUUAAUUUUAGGCUGGGUUAAUAACACUA